AAAGCAAGUAGUUUAGAUUGCCUCGCGAUCAGUAUGUCGUGAAUAAUGUAGUGAAAAUGUUGUCUCAAGUAACACCAGUAGCACUCGUGUUUGUGCUGUUCACAGUUUUUACCAGUGGUAUUGAGCAGGAAGCUGCAGGGAAACUUAGCAGAAAUUCAUCGUAUUUUCCCGGCACUCCACGCCAGGGUCGCUUUCUCGGUCUACUUGGAUUAUUGACUGGGUUAACGCUGGGAGAUUCAUUGGAUGACAGUGAACAACCGCAUUUCAGACCCCCCGGUGGGAUAGUGAAAAUUAAUAUAGGACGACCUUUGGCCGAAUCCUUCUAUCAUUAUAUGUACAAUCCGUACUACUAUGGUAGUGUUCCGUCUAUCAACAUAAAAAUUCCGUUAAGACCGGAAUCGAUUCAUGAAGAAUUUGGAGUAGGUGACUUUGUCGGUGUAGCCGGUGCCAGUUCAUUCGGAGGACAAAGUGGACAUCUAGGGCUCCAUGGUUCAAACCAGUUAAUCGAACCGAGGCCAAUACUUUCGGACUCAUCGGAACCUUCUGAGGCUAGUACAUCAAACGGAGCACCCAAAAAACCUAAGAAAGUCCAAUAUAUUAGGAUCCCGAAAUUACCUUACUCUAGAAUAAUUCGCAGUACUAUCCGAAGCGACACAACUACAAGUGAACGAAUGGCAUCAGUUGCAAGUAUCAAUAAUAUUGAUCAAACCAGCCCAAUAACUUCUGAGCACGAGGAGGAAAGCGUACUUGAAUUAGAAUCAUCACCACCAACAACAUCAGCCAUACAAACUGAAACCGAGGAAUCACUAAUGCUUCAUGCUACAGCCAUUCCAGUUAUACAGGAUAAUUCAAUCGUCGAUCAAGUGACCGAGUUACCAACAUUCUUGGUUCCACAGUCAUAUUUAGUUCAUGAAGGUAGCCUUCAAGAUUCGUCCAUCAUCAGCAUAACGACCGCUGAACCGUACGAUAGAUUCAAACCCAGCCGUCCGGAUAAGCUCCAGAAUUUAUGUGGCCACGCUGUCCUUAGUUCUGAUGAAUUUCGUCCCGUUGUUAAAAUAUAAAUUUGUAUUUUUUUCUAUACUCUUAGCAAUUUUGAGAGAUUUCAUUUCCACGUAUUAAAUGUUUUUGAAUGCAAUUUACAACAAUGUUAUGAUUUAGAUUAAAAAAAAAACAAAUAAAUUUCGAGUGAAUAAAUGCAUUUUUGCUUUUCUGUUUCAUUUGACUAUGCGUGGCUGUAAAUCAUUGUACAAACCACAACGUCCCUGACGGAGUAAGUGAUUUACUAAAGGUUAUCCCUGUCGAGUCAAGUAUCGUUAUGGAUUAACUCCUAAAGACCCACAACAGUAACAGAGACAGUCAGACGGAUUAAUAAGGCUUAUCUGGUCUGUAUUCAAUACCUCGUCAUUGGCUGUUUUGGAAAGCCUUCCGCCAGCAGACUUUACGACAUCACGCCUAAACAAACAGCAACCCGCCGGAAGUACGUUCGAUGGCAGAGAGAUCGGAAAUGAAUUUCAUAGUAGGCGCCCGUCAUCUUUCCUUGAAAAAAUAUAAGUUUUAGGUUUUUUUUACUGCAACCAAUUAGUUUCACAAUACGAUGUCCGCGUCAUCUGGCCCGACAUUUCAUACUGACAAAAUUAAACAAGACUGGUUCAGCUUGCAGCCAUGCGCCGAGCAAACAAAUCCCAACGAAACAGUAUAGAUAAGCGAUCCCCGGGGAGGAAGUAGAAUUUAUUAUCCUUUGCUUUUACUGUAUUUGCAUCGGAACGAAUCUCUGUGGCGCUUGUUCCAGUUGAGCCGGCGAAGUGCAACUCUCGGAAACACACCAGAAAACAUUUCGGUCUCGUCUUUCUGUGAGUGGAAAUUGAGACACUCCAACCAUUGGAUCUCUGUCUAGUCAUGCUUUUUAUGCCUGGUAGGCGUGUUCCUGGAGCUACCGCUGCUGUUGUUGCCGGUAAGUGGCUCGUGUUGUUUGGUUAAAAGGUUAGGAGACAUUUUUUAUGCCGGCUGUCUGCCACCAGCUCAAAAAAAACGAAACAAGACAACCAAACAGACAACGGGUUCAAGUGGUCUUUAAUAUGUUUUAUUGAAAUCUGCUAAGGUACGGCUUUAGACACGGAGUGGGAAUUGGGUCAAAUCGGUUUCUCUAAGGAUUGAAUAUUGCUUGUGGUCAAAUGAAAAUAUGCUUCGGUUGAAUUCGAAAAACAAAUAUGAAUAUGACAGUAUGGAAAAGA
Messenger RNA from Malaya genurostris, 2231 nucleotides. RefSeq lists its product as uncharacterized. The coding region runs from base 57 to 1061 and encodes 334 amino acids. The record is from RefSeq and is a predicted model, not a curated record. The transcript has 2 exons. Lineage: Eukaryota; Metazoa; Arthropoda; Insecta; Diptera; Culicidae.